Dromiciops gliroides (monito del monte) is the source of this 1871-nucleotide messenger RNA. RefSeq lists its product as uncharacterized. NCBI's taxonomy places the organism in Eukaryota, Metazoa, Chordata, Mammalia, Microbiotheria, Microbiotheriidae. The transcript has 6 exons. The coding region runs from base 33 to 914 and encodes 293 amino acids. The record is from RefSeq and is a predicted model, not a curated record.
GCGGCGCGCAUGCGUGUCGCUGCAGGGCGGGGAUGGAGGUCUUGGACGAGUUCGACUGGGAGCACCCCCUGAACUUCACGUUCUGCGAGCUCAUCUCGGAGGAAGCCUUCGAGCGGCAGGCCGUGUCGUACACCGAGCGCUCCCUGCGCCGCCUCUUCCGCAGCAUGGACCGAAACCCGACGCUGGGGGAGCGCGUGGUGCGCAAGUGGAAGCAGGAGGAGCGCGAGGGUCGCGGUCUCAUCUCCUUCCUCACGGGCAGGUUCUUCCGAGCCCUCCAGGGAGACCUCAACUACUACAAUAGCAUGGGGACCUUGGAGCUUCAGCAGAGGCUGGACCAUCUGAAGAAGAGGAUGCAAAAAUUAAACAUCUACGCCCAAGACGCAAGGCAGAAGAGAAGGAAGAGGGGGACCUAUAGACGAGAACACCCCCCUUCCACAGGGGGCAGCAUCUUGUCCCGAUCGCCACGUGCCGCAACCACUUCCAACAGGUCAUCCGUUCCAGUCACGUACAUGCCCAGAGUCUUUGGUCCUUUCCCUCCUCUCUCCGAUGAACAGACAGAGACAUUGGCUGGUCCAAACUCUGAAGUGAAGGUCAUGCAGCUAAACUGGACAGGACUGUCAGCACCCCCUAAGAGAAUGGUUGAUCUGACUCCUCUGGUGCUUAACCCUGGUGGUUUUCAUUCUUCCUGGCUCUCUGCAAACCCCACCCACAAGCUCCAAUGCUCUGGCUUUCCCUGGUCUUUGGGCCUGGGCCCCGCCAGCGAUCCCGAGGGCUCAGCCCCCACCAUGGGGAACGCCUCUGUCUUCACCCCCCCUGUGCUGCUCAAGUUCCAGCCUAUGCAGAGGCCUCAGGAGGAUCCCGAGAGCGACGGUGACAGCAAGAGCUUGGAUUCUCCCAGCAGUGCCCCACAAUGACGUCCCUCUAUCACUCUCAACUCAAGAAUGAAUAAAGCUCUCCAUGGAAACUGCUGCCUGUCAUUUGCCCAAGGACUCCCCAUUUGGUCCUGGGCUUCAGAGGGUGGGGCUGCACUGGGGGACGCUGACAACAUCCCAGGGAGGUCAGGGCUCAAGUUGUCCCCUCUCUGUGGGCCUCGGUUUUCUCAUCUGUCAAGUAUAUGUGGGUGAUUGGAGGGGUGUGGGACAUGGGAGGAACAAUCCCCUGGAGAAUGGGGGCAGAUCCAAGGCUUCAUUGGGGUCUUUGGUGACCUUGAUGAUCUCGAAGGUCUCUUGCCACUCUAAAUAUGUGAGCUUAUGCUACCUCUUUGUGGAAGAACCACCAUCUCAAGAUGCCUAAAAAGAGCAGCAGUUUCCACUGUCUGUCUUGCUUUUGUUGUGUCAAGCAUGUGGCCACCCUCAGAGCUUUCCUUUGGAUUGCAGGGAGGGGGUGGGGGGGUCCCUGUCUGCUGCCAGCAGCAGCACAUGACAGGGAGUCCAAGAGGUGCCCUAAAUGGGCCUGAGGCUGACCCCAAUGCUCUGGCCACCUCUUUAGCUCUGAACAGUGAUCCUGACGUGUGUUUCCUAACUUUCGCAGCAACCUUGUGAUGUUGAGAGGUCAGUGGUGUUGGCAGUCUCCAAAAUAAUUUGUCAGAGGAGAUGACCACCACCUGGAGGCUGAGCUGAAGCCAUCAGCUGACUUGCCAGAGGAUAAGAAACAAAGUGAAUUACUCAGAUGGUAGAGGUCUGAGGUGAAAGGGAAAUUUACCUCUUUAGCCAUCCCUAUGGUAUUUUGUCGCCUAACAUUGGAAGGAACAGUCUUCUGGGAAAGUCUAAUAGGAAUUAUGGGUUAUUCUAUUUGAAGUAUUUGUUAAUGCACUUUGAUGAAUCUGCUCUGUGAGUUUCUUUUGUGUCAAUAAAUAGUUGGCCAAUUCUUGA